Molecule: messenger RNA, 1769 nt
Organism: Papilio machaon (common yellow swallowtail)
Lineage: Eukaryota; Metazoa; Arthropoda; Insecta; Lepidoptera; Papilionidae
Product: transmembrane protease serine 9
Exons: 13
Coding region: 255-1727 (490 amino acids)
Biological process (GO): proteolysis
Molecular function (GO): serine-type endopeptidase activity
Source: RefSeq, a predicted model, not a curated record
UUGCGACGGUACUGCGAGCUAGUCCGGUUUCGCUCUACUAGCAGACAUGUUGCCUCACUGAAUCUACGAAGUAAUCAAUCGAUUUGUAUUUUUUUAAUUAAUUUAUCUAACACGGACAUUCCCGAAAGGUAAACAUUAAAUAAAACACAGCAAUCAUCCGUAACUUUAAUGGCAUCGUAGCAUUUAUGUUAUAUUUUACAGGACUCUUAUGAUGCCGAAAUGUGACAACUGGAUGUUACACCGGAGCGUUGAAUAUGAUGUGGCAAUAUCAGUUACUGCUCUGUCUUAUCUUAGCUAUAAAAACAAAUGAAUCGUACAAAAUUGAUUUCGAACAAUCGACAAAAACUGUUAUUUUGGAUGAAAUCGGUGAAAAUUUGAAUGGAAAGUUUCAAUUAAAAGACUUUGGUAAUAAUAGAGGUACAAAGAAGUUGCCUGCAUACACGUCAUGGUCGGCCUGGAGCGAAUGUCAAGGUGGUCACAGAACCAGGCGACGUCACUGUCUGAGACGGGGAGUUUGCAGCGAUUCGCUGCGGGUUGAAGUAGCGAGAUGCAGUGCUUCAAGAGACGUACGGAAACGUUAUUUUGUUUUAAAAAAUGCGACAGAUUUGACAACAGCUACGAAGAAACCAACUGUUCAAAUUGUUAUGGCACAAUUGCGUCAUAACGAAGACAUACAAAAACAGUUUAGAGGUUUUUCCCCGUGGGGCAUCUGGAGUGUUUGUUCACAGAGAUGUACCACUGUUAGACGGAGAGUAUGUCAGAACAGAGCGAUAUGUGGGAAUAGAAUAAUAAAGCAGUCAGCGUACUGCUACCUAGAGGGUAGCUACUGCCAUCUAUGGAUCAGAAAGAGAAUGCAGCGGCGAAAGGACCCAGAAUAUACUAUAGCUGAAACUAUGGCGCCCCCACCGAAGGCGAUUCACCCAGAGGACACGCGGGCGUCUACGCAGGUGCCACCUUGCGGGCAACUUGGCCGUCAGCGCGGCCACGCACGAACACGCACGCGCAUGCGAGACAUGUUGCGCAUUAUCGGAGGUCGGCCAGCACCACCGGGGAAGUGGCCAUGGCAGGUCGCUGUACUUAACAGAUAUAAGGAGGCAUUCUGCGGAGGUACGCUAGUGUCCCUAUGGUGGGUGGUAACAGCGGCGCAUUGCGUGCGACGGCGACUGCUAGUGCGGCUGGGCGAACACGACUUAUUCGUGCGCGGCCGCAGCGAGCUCGAGAUGAGAGUGGUCGGCGCAGUCGUACACCCCAACUAUGACCCCGAUACUGUCGUCAAUGAUGUCGCUAUGUUAAGGUUACCAGCUCCGGCGCGGCCAGAGUUAGGCCACGGCAUCGCCUGCCUGCCGCGGCCUGGUCAGGUGCUGCCGCCGCACGCAACUUGCACUAUAUUGGGAUGGGGUAAGAAGAGAGCCACCGAUGCACACGGCACCAGAAUAUUGCACGAAGCACAAGUAUCAACAGUACAGCAAGGAGUGUGCCGGCGUUCGUACUGGCAGUAUGCAAUCACCGACGACAUGGUUUGCGCGGGCCGCGGCCGCCGGGACUCUUGCGCCGGUGACUCCGGCGGUCCGCUGCUCUGUAGGGAUAGGACCAUGAGGUACUACUUACAGGGUAUCACCAGUUUCGGCGACGGUUGCGGCAAGCGUGGCAAGUACGGUAUCUACACGCGCACCGCCGGCUACGUUACGUGGAUGAGGAGUGUGAUGAACGAGAAGUACUUCGACUGAUUUUUAUAAUGGAACACCUUAAGUUUAACUAAAUAAAAUUAA